Molecule: messenger RNA, 5754 nt
Organism: Hipposideros armiger (great roundleaf bat)
Lineage: Eukaryota; Metazoa; Chordata; Mammalia; Chiroptera; Hipposideridae
Gene: CUL7
Product: cullin 7
Exons: 26
Coding region: 616-5685 (1689 amino acids)
Biological process (GO): ubiquitin-dependent protein catabolic process
Cellular component (GO): Golgi apparatus
Molecular function (GO): ubiquitin protein ligase binding
Source: RefSeq, a predicted model, not a curated record
AGACUAGGGCUGCAACCGCCCAAUUUCCAGCUGUCCACCUUCUCUCAGUUCCUUUAUAGGUAAUGGAGGAGGGUGGCAUAAAUGACCUCCAAAGUCUUUUCCAGUUCUGACUUAGGAAACGGGGAAGGCACUUCCGGUGGCAGGAGGGAAGACCAAAAGGAAGAGGAAAGGGAGGUGCGGAGGAGGUGCCGCGCAGCGCCGAGGUGGCACCCCUGGCUCCGCCCCGGCGCUCUCCCAGGGCCCCUAGCUUUCCGCUGGGCCCGGCGGAAAUGAGCCGCGGCUCCCGACGGGCGUGGGAGCCCCCAGAGUAGGGCGGGCGGCGCUGCGGGCUGGAGCAGCCCCGCCCUUCCCUGCCCCUGCGGCCGCAACCAGCGCGCGAGGGCGCUGUCAAGUGGCCCGGCCCUAGGGCGCUUGGUCCCUGCGCGCCACGCCCCUUGCCCGCCUGCCUGUCCUGGAGAGGCACGCCCCCUCCUGCUUCUACGCCUCGACCCCCUUCGGGGGCCCAGGCGGGGCCCAAAUCUCCGCCAGCUUCGCCGCCAUCGUCUGCGCUGCGUCCCUAGCUCAGCGAAGGACAGGCCUCGCUCCAGGACCCCCAUCGACUUCUAAGGUGCCAGAAUGGUGGGGGAACUCCGCUACAGGGAAUUCAGAGUGCCCCUGGGGCCUGGCUUGCAUGCCUAUCCUGAUGAGCUGAUCCGACAGCGGGUGGGCCACGAUGGGCAUCCUGAGUACCAGAUCCGCUGGCUCAUCCUCAGGCGUGGGGAGGAUGGGGAAGGGGGCUCUAGCCAGGUGGACUGCAAGGCUGAGCACAUCCUGCUGUGGAUGUCCAAUGAUGAGAUCUAUGCCAACUGCCACAAGAUGCUGGGCGAGGAUGGCCAGGUUAUCGGGCCUUCCCAGGAGACUGCAGGGGAAGCCGGGGCCCUGGACAAAUCUGUGCUAGGGGAGAUGGAAACCGAUGUGAAGUCCCUGAUUCAGAGGGCCCUUCGGCAGCUGGAAGAGUGUGUGGGCACCAUCCCUCCUGCUCCUCUGCUUCACACUGUCCACGUGCUCAGCGCCUACGCCAGCAUCGAGCCCCUCACUGAAGUCUUCAAAGACCCAAGAGUCCUGGACUUGCUUAUGCACAUGUUGAGUAGUCCUGAUUACCAGAUUCGAUGGAGCGCAGGCAGGAUGAUACAAGCCCUGGCCUCCCAUGAUGCUGGGACCCGGACCCAGAUCCUUCUGUCACUGAGCCAGCAAGAGGCCAUUGAGAAACACCUGGAUUUUGACAGCCGCUGUGCUCUGCUUGCUCUGUUUGCACAGGCCACGCUCUCUGAGCACCCCAUGUCUUUCGAGGGCAUUCAGCUGCCACAGGUCCCAGGAAGGCUGCUCUUCUCCCUGGUGAAGCGCUAUUUGCAUGUCACCUCCCUCCUGGAUCAGCUGAAUGACAGUGCUGCAGAACUAGGAGCCCAGAACAGCUCUGCUGCCGAGGAGUUGAGUGAGGAGAGGGGUCGGCUGGAGCUGGAGUUCAGCAUGGCCAUGGGCACCCUGAUCUCAGAGCUAGUGCAGGCCAUGCGCUGGGACUGGGCCUCAAGCAGACAGGGGCCCUCAGCUCGGGCCUCCUGUUCCAUCUUCCAGCCCCAGCCGGCAGAUGCAGACCCAGGGCUGCCACCCACGCAAGCCCAGCCCUCUCUCAGGAGGUCAAGGCGGUUUCGCCCUCGCCCUGAGUUUGCAAGUGGCAACACCUAUGCUUUGUAUGUGCGGGAUACGCUGCAGCCCGGCAUGCGAGUGCGCAUGCUCGAUGACUACGAGGAGAUCAGUGCUGGGGAUGAGGGCGAGUUCCGGCAGAGCAACAAUGGCGUGCCCCCUGUGCAGGUGCUUUGGGAAUCAACGGGCCGCACCUAUUGGGUACACUGGCACAUGCUGGAGAUUCUGGGCUUUGCGGAAGACAUUGAGGACGUGGUUGAGGCGGAUGGGUACCAGGAGCCUGUGGUCAGUGGAGCACAGGCUAUAGCCCUGCCCUCCUGGCGAUGGAAGCCCAUGACAGAGCUCUACGCCGUGCCCUAUGUGCUGCCUGAGGAUGAGGACGCUGAGGAGAGUGAACACCUGACCCAGGCCGAGUGGUGGGAGCUCCUGUUCUUCAUCAAGAAGCUCGAUGGACCUGACCAUCAGGAGGUUCUCCAGAUCCUCCAGGAGAACCUAGAUGGGGAGAUUCUGGAUGACGAGAUCCUGGCUGAGCUAGCCGUGCCCAUGGAGUUGGCCCAGGAUCUGCUGCUGGCUCUCCCACAGCGACUCGAUGACAGCUCUCUCAGGGACCUGCUCAACUGCCGUGUCUACAGGAAAUAUGGGCCCGAGGCCCUGGCAGGGCAGCUGGCUUACCCAUCCCUGCUGGAAGCCCAGGCUAAGCCUCAGGAAUCAGCACAUGCAUCCAGAGUGGAAGCAAAAGAGCCCCUGACUCAGUGCCCCAACACUCCCCUGCAGCGUCUGGUGGAGGGUUAUGGGCCAGCUGGGAAAAUCGUCCUGGACCUGGAGCAAGCCUUCAGCUCAGAGGGGACCCAGGAGAGCGAGGUCAAGCCAUUGCUGCUGCUGCUUCGGCGGCAACCCCAGCCCUUCCUCGCGCUGAUGCGGGGCCUUGACACUCCGGUGGCCAACAAGGCCCUGCACCUGGCUGUUCUGAGGAUCCUCAUGCGGCUGGUGGACUUCCCCGAGGCGCUGCUCCUCCCCUGGCAUGAGGCCAUGGACGCCUGCAUGGCCUGCCUGCGGUGCUCAGACACUGACCGAGAGGUGCUCCAGGAACUCAUUUUCUUCCUGCACCGCCUGGCCUCGGUGAGCAGGGACUAUGCCGUGGUGCUGAAUCAGCUGGGAGCCCGAGAUGCCAUCUCCAAGGCCCUGGAAAAGCACCUGGGAAAGCUGGAGCUGGCUCAGGAGCUGCGGGACAUGGUGUUCAAGUGUGAGAAGCAUGCCCACCUCUACCGGAAACUUACCACCAACAUCCUGGGAGGCUGUAUCCAGAUGGUCCUGGGUCAGAUCGAAGACCACAGACGAACCCACCGACCCAUCAACAUUCCCUUCUUUGACGUGUUCCUCAGAUAUCUGUGCCAGGGCUCCAGUGUAGAAGUGAAAGAGGACAAGUGCUGGGAGAAGGUGGAGGUGUCCUCCAACCCGCACCGGGCCAGCAAGCUGACGGACCGCAACCCCAAGACCUACUGGGAGUCCAACGGCGGUACCGGCUCCCACUACAUCACCUUGCACAUGCGCCAAGGCGUCCACAUCAGGCAGCUGACUCUGCUGGUGGCUGGUGAAGAUUCGAGCUACAUGCCGGCCAGGGUGGUAGUGUUCGGGGGCGACAGCACUGGCUCUCUUAACACAGAACUCAACUCGGUCAACGUGAUGCCCUCCGCCAGCCGGGUGACCCUCCUGGAGAACCUGAACCACUUCUGGCCCGUUGUCCAGAUCCGCAUAAAGCGCUGCCAGCAGGGCGGCAUCGACACACGCAUUCGGGGGCUGGAGGUCCUGGGCCCUAAACCCACGUUCUGGCCAGUGUUCCGGGAGCAGCUGUGUCGUCACACACGUCUCUUCUACAUGGUUCGGGCUCAGGCCUGGAGCCAGGACAUAGCAGAGGACCGUAGGAGCCUUCUGCAUCUGAGUUCUAGGCUCAACGGGGCUCUGCGCCAGGAGCAGAAUUUUGCUGAUCGCUUCCUCCCUGACAACGAAGCUGCCCAAGCCCUGGGCAAGACCUGCUGGGAGGCCCUGGUCAGCCCGCUGGUGCAGAACAUCACCUCCCCCGAUGAGGAUGGCGUCAGCCCCCUGGGCUGGCUGUUGGACCAGUACCUGGAGUGUCGGGAGGCUGCCCACAACCCUCAAAGCCGUGCGGCGGCUUUCUCCUCUAGAGUGCGCCGCCUCACCCACCUGCUGGUGCAUGUGGAGCCCUGCGAGGCGCCCCCUGCUGUGGUGACCACGCUUCGGCCCAAGGGCAGAAACAGAAGCCAUGACUGGAGCUCUCUGGCUACCCGGGGGCUUCCCAGCAGCAUCAUGAGAAACCUGACUCGCUGUUGGCGGGCCGCAGUGGAGGAGCAGGUGAACAGUUUCCUGACCUCACACUGGCGGGAUGAUGACUUUGUGCCACGCUACUGUGAACAUUUUAAUAACCUGCAGAAGUCGAGCUCUGAGCUGUUUGGGCCACGGGCAGCGUUCUUGCUGGCGCUGCAGAACGGCUGUGCUGGUGCCUUGCUGAAGCUCCCUUUUCUCAGAGCUGCCCACGUGAGUGAGCAGUUUGCCCAGCACAUUGACCAGCGGAUCCAGGGCAGCCGGAUUGGUGGGGCCCGGGGCAUGGAGAUGCUGGCGCAGCUGCAGCGAUGCCUGGAGACCGUCCUCAUUUUCUCUGGCCUAGAGAUAGCCACCACCUUUGAGCAUUACUACCAGCACUACAUGGCGGACCGUCUGCUGAGCCUGGGCUCGAGCUGGCUGGAGGGGGCCGUGCUGGAGCAGAUCGGCCCCUGCUUCCCCAACCGCCUCCCCCAGCAGAUGCUGCAGAGUCUGAGCACCUCUGAGGAGCUGCAGCGCCAGUUCCACGUCUACCAGCUCCAGCGACUCGAUCAGGAACUACUGAAGCUGGAGGACACAGAGAAGAAAACACAGGUGGGCCAUGAGGCCAGUGGCAAGGAGCAUGAGAGAGAGAACGAAGAGGAAGCUGAGGGAGCUGGGGCAGCAGCGGCAGCAGAAGUGACAGAAGAAGAGGAGGAGAACGAGGACCUCUACUAUGAAGGGGCAAUGCCAGAAGUGUCUGUGCUUGUCUUAUCAGCACGCUGCUGGCCCAUUGCUUCCAUCUGCCACACGCUGAACCCCAAAACCUGCCUUCCCUACUACCUGAGGGGCACUUUGAACCGAUACUCCAACUUCUACAACAAGAGUCAGAGCUAUCCUACCCUAGAGCAGGGCCCACAGAGGCGACUGCAGUGGACAUGGCUGGGCCGGGCUGAGCUACAGUUUGGAGACCAGACCCUGCAUGUGUCCACCGUGCAGAUGUGGCUGCUGCUGUAUCUCAAUGACCUGAAGGCGGUCUCCGUGGAGAGUCUGCUGGUGCUCUCAGGGCUGUCUCCAGACAUGCUGAAUCAGGCGAUUGGGCCUCUUACUUCUUCAAGAGGUCCCUUGGACCUCCACGAGCAAAAGGAUGUCCCAGGAGGGGUGCUCAAGAUUCGAGAUGAUAGCGAGGAGCUCAGGCCAAGGAGAGGCAACGUGUGGCUCAUCCCACCUCAGAUCUACCUGAAAGCCGAGGAUGAAGAGGGCCGGAACCUGGAGAAGAGACGGAAUCUUCUAAAUUGCCUCAUUGUCCGAAUCCUCAAGGCCCAUGGGGACGAGGGGCUGCACAUUGACCAGCUUGUCUGUCUGGUGCUGGAGGCUUGGCAGAAGGGCCCAUGUCCUCCCAGGGGUUUGGUCAGCAGCCUUGGUAGGGGGUCUGCCUGUAGCAGUACCGAUGUCCUCUCUUGCAUCCUGCACCUCCUGGGCAAGGGCACGGUGAGACGCCAUGAUGACCGGCCCCAGAUGCUGUCCUAUGCAGUCCCCGUGACAGUGAUGGAGCCUCACACCGAGUCCCUGAACCCAGGUUCCUCAGGCCCCAAUCCACCCCUCACCUUCCACACCCUGCAGAUUCGCUCUCGGGGUGUGCCCUAUGCCUCCUGCACCGGCACCCAGAGCUUCUCUACCUUCCGGUAGCCCUGGAGAUGGGGUCAGGGCUAGGUAGGGCUGGGGCUUUCUAAAAAAUAAAAUGCUGGAGUUUGAGUA